AUGUCAAAAUAUAAGGCAACCUUUGCAGGAAUUCUUGGUCUUGUAUAUACUGCUCUACUUAUUUAUGUCAUAAAAUAUAGAAUUCAAUAUCGCAUUCUAAUUGGUGACGGUACAAACGAACUGCUAAAGGAGAUCGCCAACAAGAAAGAAGGGUCAUCUAUUGACACAAGAAAAUACGCAAAGCUUCUAGCAGCAAUCAGAGCUCACUCCAACUUUAUUGAAUACGUACCAAUUCAAUUGAUAUUGGCUGCCAUUCUUGAAAUCCAAGGUGUCGACAAGUUUAAACUCAAACUAUUACUCUGUGUCUUCACAAUCGGUAGAAUUGCUCAUCCACUGGGAAUAAUGAAAUCCGAUGCAAAAGGAAUUGGAAGACCAAUCGGUACUUUAAGUACUAUUGGAACACUUGUUAUUUCUUCUUUAGCAAAUAUUUGUAUUGCAUAUCCCCUAAUAUGUUCUAAACAAUAA
Heterostelium album PN500 is the source of this 465-nucleotide messenger RNA. RefSeq names its product MAPEG family protein. The transcript has 3 exons. Gene Ontology annotation, cellular component: membrane. NCBI's taxonomy places the organism in Eukaryota, Evosea, Eumycetozoa, Acytosteliales, Acytosteliaceae. The record is from RefSeq and is a predicted model, not a curated record. The coding region runs from base 1 to 465 and encodes 154 amino acids.